Messenger RNA from Vitis riparia (riverbank grape), 1720 nucleotides. RefSeq names its product disease resistance protein SUMM2-like. Bases 197 to 1360 code for a protein of 387 amino acids. The transcript is spliced from 2 exons. Lineage: Eukaryota; Viridiplantae; Streptophyta; Magnoliopsida; Vitales; Vitaceae. The record is from RefSeq and is a predicted model, not a curated record. Gene Ontology annotation, molecular function: protein binding.
AAAUGCGGGGUCCACACUAAGAUUGUUGCUGAAGAAUGUAAUUUCGAAAGAAAGACUCAUAGAACUUUGGAUCGGGGAGGGGUUUCUUGACAAAUUUGCUGAUAUAUACGAAGCACACAACCAAGGAGAUGAGAUUAUUAGAUGCUUAAAACUUGUAUGUCUCUUGGAAGGCGAUGUAUUAGAAAACACUUGUAGCAUGCAUGAUGUGAUCCGUGAUAUGGCUCUAUGGUUAUCAUGUGAAUGUGGGGAAGAAAAGCACAAAAGUUUUGUACUAGAACAUGUUGAGUUGAUUGAAGCAUGUGAAAUUGUUAAAUGGAAAGAAGCUCAACAGAUUUCACUAUGGCAUUCUAAUAUCAAUAAAGGACUCUCUCUAUCACCCUGUUUCCUCAGUCUCCAAACUUUGAUUUUGAGAAAUUGUAACAUGAAGUCACUUCCAAUUGGAUUCUUCCAAUUCAUGUCUGUCAUAAGAGUUUUGGAUUUGUCAGAUAAUAAGAAAUUAGUGGAGUUACCUUUGGAGAUUUGUAGAUUAGAGAGUUUGGAAUAUUUGAAUCUAUCAUUGACGAGUAUAAAAAGGAUGCCUAUAGAACUGAAGAAUUUGACAAAAUUGAGGUGUUUGAUAUUAGACUAUGUAGAUGGGCUUGAAGUAAUUCCAUCAAAUGUGAUAUCUUGCCAUCCAAAUUUGCAGAUGCUUAGUAUGAUAUUAUCACAUAUUGAAGAGGAUAUUAAAGAAUAUGAGGAAGUUGGAGUGUUACAGGAGUUAGAGUGCUUGCAAUACCUAAGUUGGAUACGUAUCACCUUACUUACAGUCCCAGCUGUUCAAAAAUAUCUCACCUCCUUGAUGCUGCAGAAGUGCAUACGACGUCUAGAGAUGAGGAUGUGCCUAGGUUUGCAGGUGGUGGAGCUGCCACUUUCGGCUUUGCAAAGACUCAUUGUACUUGAAUUUGAUCAUUGUAAUGAUUUGGAACGUGUUAAAAUAAAUAUGGGACUGUCUCGAGGUCAUAUCACAAACUCAAAUUUCCACAACCUUGUUUAUGUGUUUAUUGCAGGGUGUCGAUUCUUGGACUUAACAUGGCUUAUUUAUGCUCCAAGCCUUGAGAGUCUAUGUGUUCUACAGAGUCUUGAAACGGAAGAAAUUAUAGGGGGUGAUGAGUAUGGAGACUCAGAAAUUGAAGAACAAAAUCUCAGCAUAUUCUCAAGACUUGUGAAGCUGAAGUUGUUUGAUCUCCCAAAUCUAAAGAGUAUCUACAGGCGGGCCUUGCCAUUUCCUUCUCUCAAAGAGAUCAAAGUGUCUUUUUGUCCAAAGCUAAGGAAAUUGCCAUUGAAUUCCAAUAGUGCCAACAACACUCUAAAAAUAAUUUAGGGGCAUCCGAGCUGGUGGGAGGAGUUGGAGUGGGAGGAUGACAACCUCAAGCGCACUUUCACUCCGUAUUUCAUAUCUACGAGCACCUAAUUUGAAUCUGAAACUCAAUCAGAUGUGAGCAAAUAAUGGUGAUUGAAAGAAGGAGAUGAUUGUAAAGUUACACGUUAUGGAGGUUUGCAGGAAUUGUCGGGUUUCCUUAAUUUCCUUUCCUUCAUGUUUUCUGACAAACCCAUUGGUCUUCCUCUCCUAGGACAAGUUUUUGAAGAAGGUUUGGUGGGGAAAACUUCGUACAACUGUUGAGUGAUUGGAUGUUGGGGAUGCAUAGCAAGAAUAGCAUAAUAAUAAUUGAAAAAAAAAAAA